Drosophila busckii is the source of this 2623-nucleotide messenger RNA. RefSeq lists its product as uncharacterized. The record is from RefSeq and is a predicted model, not a curated record. The transcript has 10 exons. Gene Ontology annotation, molecular function: catalytic activity. NCBI's taxonomy places the organism in Eukaryota, Metazoa, Arthropoda, Insecta, Diptera, Drosophilidae. Gene Ontology annotation, biological process: nucleoside metabolic process. The coding region runs from base 335 to 2443 and encodes 702 amino acids.
UGAUAACAAAAGAAAACUAGCUACUGAGUGGUGUGCAUGUGUGCCGCGCACAGUUUUUACAUAUCGUUCAGACCGGCAAAUUUACGCGCGCUGUAUUUACAUUUUAAUUACAAAUUCGCGUUAUUCAAAAGCAGCUGCAAAUAAAACUUCAAGCAACAGGCAAGGCAGCAAAACGGAAAAAGGAAAGUGAAGAAAGGAAAAGCGGAGCACGUAAAACUUGGAGCUGAGUUGAGUUAAAUUGGGGCCCAACCCAAGGACGCAGGCAAGCAACUGAAACUGAACUGAACUGAAAUCGAAAGCGCCCGAAAACAAAAACAAAGACAAAAGGAAAAACAUGUCAGCGCGCAAGAGUCAAACACAAAUGGCUCCUCCGCCGCCGCCGCCCAAGCCUGGCAAGACUCAAGCCAAUGGCAACGGUUCGCUGCCGAAUGGCACCGCCAGCAACAACAACAACAACAAUAAUAAUAACAACAACAGUAAGGGCCACAGCUAUAACAACAAUAACAGUAACAGUUACAACAGCAAUAAAAGUGUCGCAGUCACAACUCCCAGCGAGCACGAGGCACCGAUUCCCAAUCAGAACAGCAGCGCCAGCCAGCGCAGCCAGACGCCACCGCGCACAGAGCAGGUCGUGAUGACGCCCCGCGGCAAAACCGCCAACAGCACCGUUAUACUCAUCGAGCGCAAGCUGAUCGAUGAGAUCAAUGAUCGGGUACAUGUCGCCGGCGGCGACCACACCGGAAUUAUCAUCAACAAGGAUACGCAGUCGGCGCAGAAAAGCGCCAGCAAGGCGGCCGCGCUAUCCUUGGAGUUCCGCGUGUUCCUCGUCAGCGCCAACACGGGCAAACACUCGCAGGAGUCGCGUACGCUGCGCUUCUGGUUCCGCGACUGGCUGACCAACGAUGAGAAGCAGGCGCACAUAGCGCAGGACUUCUUCAAGGAGCUGGUUAGUCCGCAGGACUUUCCCAGAGACUAUGUGGGAUUCAUCAAGAAGAUAAUGAAGCUGCUGCAGCACGGCUAUCCAGAGAUCCAGUCCAUUGAGAUUGAGCUGCGCAUUCUGGAGGAGACCUCAGCGCCGCCCUCACGUCCGCCGCGCGAUGGCUAUAUCAUCUACUGCUAUGGGGACUGCAAUCGCAAGUUCGAGGAGGCGUUGCUGGCGCAGCGUAAAACAGUUUCGCUGGAGGAAUCACAGUUUGAAUCUCCGCCGCUGACACAGGAGAAGGUGCUGGAGCUCAUUGAGCAGGCCUACCCCAAUCCCAUAUCACCAGAGGACCUUGCCAAGGACUAUGGUUGGAAUGAGCAGGACGUGCUGCUGGUCAUACAAUCGCUGCAGGAGCGCAAUCUUAUCAAGCUGAUGGAAUACAAUGCGUACACGCGCAUUCAUCACGAGGAUAAGGAGAUCAAGGUGGUUAAGCAAAUGCCCACCAUAGCCUCGAAUAAACAGCCCACGAUUGCCAUUAUUACGGCUCAGUAUUGUGAGAAACUUGCCGUGGAUGCCAUGCUGGAGAACAAGGAAACCUUUGUGCGCUAUACAACAGUCGACUCCGAUCCCAAUCUAACGAACUCACUCAGAAAAACCAAAAAGAAACGCAGAUUUGGCGAAUCAAACGUUUAUACCUUGGGCAACAUUGGAGCACAUCGGAUCGUGAGCACCAAGCUGCCAUCGGUGGGCAGCAAUCGUGAGGCAAUGACAGCGACGGGAAAUACAACAACACGUCUGCUGGGCACAUUCCAAAAGGUCGACUAUGUAUUCAUAGUGGGCGUGGCAGGCGGAGUGCCACACUAUACGGACUAUAAGAAGCAUGUGCGUUUGGGCGAUGUGGUCAUCUCCUAUGUGGACAAGCAGCGGGCACUGAUGAAUAGCAAGGAGAAACCCUAUGUGUAUGUGUAUAAGAGUGGCGAGGAUGUCAAAACCUACUUCCCCAUCAAUGAUUCACUACAACAGAUUGCCGAGAGUCUGCAGGCCAACAUGGAACUCAAGCGUCCCUGGGAGGCAUAUCUCAACGAUGCACAACAAGUGCUAGCCCAGAAGACGGAAAGCAACUUUUCUCGCCCCGAUGCCAAGAGCGACAAGCUCUUUAUGAAUAUUGGCAAUAACGAGGUCAUUGAGGUCGCCCAUCCCAUUGCAGCCGAUGAGCUUAAUGGCGUGUCUAGGCUGCGCCUGCAUUUAGGUCCCAUUGGCUCUGGACGGGACUUGGUGCGCAGUGAUGAGCUGCGCACGCAAUUCGCACGCAAGUUCGGACUGCUGGCUACAGAUGUGGAGAUGAGCAGCGUUCUGGACAGCAUUAUCGGCAACUGUCGUGAGAGCUUUAUACUGGUGAAGGGCAUAUCUGACUACAAGGACGGCAUGUCUACGCGUAAAUGGCUAAAUUAUGCCUCGCUCUCGGCUGCUGCCGUUGUCAAGUCUGUCAUCUGCGGCAUGGAUGCACCCACAAAUGUAUAAGUGUGCAUUUCAUAUUAUGAUUUUAAUAUUUUCAAAACUGUAUUUUAAUUUUUGAAUUUUUUUUUGCGUUAUUAACCAAAAGCGGGGCUUUGCCCUUUAGUAGACCAAAAUAUAUAUAUAAAUAUGUAUAUUGUCCUAAUACUUGAUGAAUAAUGUGUGUGCGAGUAAUUUUCUUGUUAU